GGUGUUAAUACCUAGGUGAUAUUGUAAGCAAGAGAGUGAGGGGGGCUCUAUAAAAGGUGGUUUGCGCUUGUUUUUAACCUUGGGGUAAUUGAUGUAUUGGUUUGUUUUAUUGUGCAUGCAUUGACAUUGAGAUCUCGGAUCACUGGAAGUAUUGAAGUAUUGAAAUAAAAGCAUCAGCGAGUUCCAACACAAUGGCCGGGAAAGUUGAUCCCCAUGAUCCGAGGCAGCUCACUGAUUUUAAAUUGUUAUCUUUUGAUGUGUAUUCUACGUUGGUCGACGAGAAAGGCGGACUCUUCACCGGACUCCACCCCCUCCUCUCGCGACUCCCCGAACCCCUCAAAUCCCACACCCUCAAUUCCCGCGCCUCCACCCUCCAAACCUUCCAAACCCACGAACACCAUCUCCAAAAAACACACCCCACACUCCCCUACCCCUCCAUCCUGCAUCUCGCCUACCUAUCCUUCGCGCAAUCGCUCCCCCUGACCCCUCCUCCCGACCCCUCCGCUCUCGAAUCUGAAGCCCAGGAAUUCUCACAGAAGAUUCCAAACUGGCCCGCAUUUCCCGACACCGUGUCCGCGCUGCAGAAAUUGCACAAGCAUUACAAACUUGUGAUUUUGUCGAAUAUCAAUGAAGAGUCUAUAGAAGGGACGAUCAGGAAUAAUAUAGAUGUAGGAUGGGAUGCAGUGUACACGGCUCAGAGAAUCGGGAGUUAUAAGCCUGAUUUGAGAAAUUUUGAGUUUUUGAUUGAGCAUGUUGAAGAGGAUUUGGGGGUCAAGAAGGAGGAGAUUUUGCACACAGCGCAGAGUUUGCGAGCCGAUCAUGUGCCUGUGAAGAAAAUGAAUAUGACUGGAGUUUGGAUUGAUAGGGGAAAUGAAGGACAGGAUUAUGAAAAGUUGAAGGAUGAAGUCGUUUAUGCAUGGAAGUUCAGCACUUUAGGAGAAAUGGCCGACGCAGUGGAAGAGGCGUUCGAAGCCCAGGGAAAGAAGGUAUAGAUAACAGCAUACAGCAGUAGCAUGCAAAGCAUAAUAUUUGGUUCUCUGA
Molecule: messenger RNA, 1041 nt
Organism: Botrytis cinerea B05.10
Lineage: Eukaryota; Fungi; Ascomycota; Leotiomycetes; Helotiales; Sclerotiniaceae
Exons: 3
Coding region: 192-992 (266 amino acids)
Source: RefSeq, a predicted model, not a curated record